Diplodia corticola is the source of this 864-nucleotide messenger RNA. RefSeq lists its product as uncharacterized. The transcript has 3 exons. Gene Ontology annotation, molecular function: acyltransferase activity, transferring groups other than amino-acyl groups. NCBI's taxonomy places the organism in Eukaryota, Fungi, Ascomycota, Dothideomycetes, Botryosphaeriales, Botryosphaeriaceae. The record is from RefSeq and is a predicted model, not a curated record. Bases 1 to 864 code for a protein of 287 amino acids.
AUGGUUCCAAGGCCUCCUUGGGCCCAACAGUCAGACAUUUGGAAUUCCCUUUCUGAAGCGAAAGAUGACCGGAAGCCCCGAGGGCUGCGGACGCUUGACCAGACUAACGGUGGCGAAGCCAAUCAGCUACUGACCGACGCAGAGCGAAGGAUUGCUCUGGAGCUGUACGAGACCCAUUGCGGCGGACCUUAUCCAAGGCUUGAGGCUUACGCCUACGAACAGUUCAUCUCACCCUCCGCAGAGAACAAGGUCAUCUCAUCAAACCAGAUCGGCAGCUGCACCGGCCAAAUCUUCAACCGCGAGCACGCCCUGAGCCACUGCUUCAGCAUAUCAUCCCAGAACGCCGGCUUCCAGACCCGAACCUUCCUCCUCUGCGCCUACGACGAGCAAGUCCCCCCCACCCCUCCCCCCGCCGGCACCCUCCUCCCCCAACUCGUCGAGCCAGCCGAACACCACUUUCCAUCCGACCCGGCGGCCCCGGCCUCCUCCCUCCGCCACGACGACGACGCCACCCCCCUCACCAACCACCACCUCGUCUCCGAGCACAGCUUCAUCCUCAUCGAAAAGCUGCACGUCGCACCCGCCCACCGGCGCCGCGGCGUCGGCCGCGCGCUGCUGGCCGCGUUGCUGGACGAAGCGACAUCCGUCCUCCCGUCCAUCCGCUUCGCCGUGUCGUGGCCGUGCGCCAGGGACGAUGUCGAUGACGACGAUCCGAUGGCGACGAUGAUGAUGAGUGGUGGCGGUGAUGGGGGCCGAUCAUCAUCUGAGCACGAGCGUGGGCAGAGGAGGGCGGAGGCGUUCCAUCGUGCGGCGGGGUUUGGGAGGGUGGGGUUGACGAGGUUUUGGGGGAAGAGGGUUGGGUGA